Molecule: messenger RNA, 11574 nt
Organism: Schistocerca gregaria
Lineage: Eukaryota; Metazoa; Arthropoda; Insecta; Orthoptera; Acrididae
Gene: emei
Product: transmembrane protein 161B
Exons: 12
Coding region: 394-1878 (494 amino acids)
Source: RefSeq, a predicted model, not a curated record
GCAAUAAUAUCUUUGCUGAACAACAUAACAAAAAUGUUUACAUCACUAAUUUCAAACAAAUCGAAUGUAUAAAAACUUUUAGUUGUACUUCCCUUAUCAUUUUAUCAAAUGUAAAUUACAAUUAAAUGGAUACCCAAAAAAAUUUCGACAGCAAAUAGUAAAGUAAAGGAACUUGGAAAACAGCAGAUUUAUUUCGUGUAAUAUCACAACUAUAAGUUUAUAAAAGUAAGUUGUUAAAUAAAAAUAAAAGUUGGGUGGAGGGAAAUAUCGACGCGUACAUGUCGACUGUCGCUAUAUGCGACGACGAUAUUCAAACCCCAAAUGUAGCAACACUUAAGCUAUAAAAAGCAAACAAACAAGAGACCGUGUUGUCUGCACGCUGUAAAUAGCGAAAUGGCACUCUUCGGCACGCAGCUCGUCAUAACACUGGUGAUGGUCAGUGUUAUACAGAAGCUUGGACCCCAUUAUUCUCUAGCAAGGUGGCUUCUCUGCUCCACAGGACUCAUUCGCUUCCUGUAUCCCACCGAUGAUGAACUGCGGAGAGCUGCCGGAGUCCCUAAGGACAAACCCAAAUCUAAGAAGGGGGGCCGACAUGUGGAGAAUGGCAGAGCUGGUGACACAUUCCACGUUCCGAGGAAUCUGGAUAUUCAGCUAGAAACGGCGAAGGUGUCCUCAUUGGACAUCAUCCAUCUGCGCUACUACAGUGAGUACCAGUGGUUUGUCGACUUCUCGCUGUAUGCUGCUAUUGUUUACAUCUUGACGGAGGUGUACAGUUACUACUUCCCCCUGAAGGAUGAAUUCAACCUGAGCAUGGUGUGGUGCACGCUAGCUGUUGGGUUCUCAUUAAAGUUGCUUCUGUCACUGACUGCACACUACUUCCGCGGCGAGGAGUCGGUCGGGGAGAGGUCGACUGUGCUGGUGACGGCACUGAUCUACCUCCUGGUGGCGAUGGCGGUGCUGAUUGCGGACGAGCGCACGCUCGAGACGGGGCUGGACCGAGCGUACGCCAGCUUCAACCACAGCGCAUCGCAGUUCCUGCAGGACCAGCACGGCCUCAAGUCCAGAGGGCCUGCUUCACAGCUGAUACUGAAGCUGUCGCUGGCCGUGUGGUGCGGCCUGGUGGGAGCGCUCUUCACCUUCCCGGGGCUCCGCAUGGCCCGUAUGCACUGGGACUCUCUCAGGUAUUCUGCAGAGAAUCGUGUUCUGCGCCUGCUGCUGAACAUGAGCUUUGCACUGCCACUGCUACUGGUGGUGCUGUGGAUCCGGCCUGUGAGCCGAGACUAUCUCACGGGUAGAGUCUUCACUGGCAUGACGGGCCCCAUCAUGACACCAGAACUUUUUGAGACAAUGAGGCUGUGGCUGGUGGUCUUUGCAAUUCUCUUGAGGAUAGUCUUGAUGCCCACGUACCUACAAGCAUACCUCAACAUGGCCUACCAUCGCCUGGAGGAGCAGAAGAAGGAAGCAGGCCGUAUCACCAACACCGAACUCCAGAAAAAGAUAGCUGCUGUGUUUUACUACAUGUGUGUGGUGACUAUCCAGUAUGUUGCUCCGAUCAUCAUGUGCCUCUUCCUAACGAUGAUGUACAAAACACUCGGAGGCUAUACGUGGACUGGGCAGGUGGCACCUGCUACUGGAUUUUCACCUCUGGACAACCCAAAGGCCUCUUCACCUCUGCAGGGACCAUCCGGCACUGAGGGUGGCGAGUCCAUCAGGCAGUCCGCCCAGGAGUUUGCUCUCGCUCUCAACUCCCUCAAACAGGUGUUCACAACAGAGGUGUUCCGCGGCCUGCUGGGCUUCAUGACCUGGUGGACGUGCUUCUCCUGGUUCUCUACGUCUUCACUCGGCAUGCUGUAUCAGUCCUACUUCAGAUCCACCUAGUACAUCGCCCGCGUACCGAACGAGUACGAAGAUUGUCACGAUGGGCGACUUUAGCGAAGGAGGCGUUCCGGUGGCAGGGCAGAUAAGAGAAAUCUGUGUGGUGUGUUACCUCUGACUCAAAUGUAGGCCUCAUUAGUAGCAGCUCGUGCAGUCUCCCGGGCUGCUGACAAAAUGCAAACUGCUCGAUGGCGGAGCAAUGGUGUGUCACCGAGGCUCAGAAUAUAGGCAGUGCCAGUGAUGUGCGCACAAGCAAAUGUGGACUUGGAGUACUGAUUGACUCAGUACUGCCACUCUAGUGUUGCACACUAAACCUUUUCUGUCUAGUACUCUCUUAAUUCAUUUUGCAGAUAAGGGUUUCUUUCCCCAGGCAAAGCUUGACGUAACAUUGGCAAGAAAUAUUGAUAAAAUGUAGUUUAAAGGUGAUGUGUAAUGCCACAGCUUUCUACCUGUUUCUUUGUCGCCCACUGCAGACCACAAGGAAGCUCACAUUAUCUUGUACAUGGAAAAGUUAAUUCCAUAAGUUUUUUUCUACAAUGUGCUCUUUUAUUUACAAGUGUGUCGAUCACAUUUGGCAAAUAUUAAAGUUAGCAGUAUUAGGAAAAGGAUAGAUUGGUACUUCAUCGUAAAAAUGAGCACACCUCAUGCACAGACGACCACUACUGCUGGCAGAACUCUGGUUUACUAAGACACACUCAGAAUAGCAAAGUUGAGCAACAAAAUAAUCUCAAUUGUCAGACACCACUAGUCUCAACACCAACUUGUCAGAACUUCUGUUUGGAGCUGCCAGUGGUAGAGGUCAUUUGUGCGUGAAGUGUGCUUGCUUGUGUGAAUGGGUGUGUUUCUUUGCCAAAGAGGGCUUUUGUCAAAAGUUGUGUGUGUAAUAGUCUUUUAACUAUGCCUACCUGCAACUCAAGAGGUAAUCUGUACAGUUCGUAGAAAUCUAUUCUUUUCGUAAUAUUGUCGAUAUUCCAACUUAGAGUUUCCAUUGUUUGAUAUGUUAAAGUUAAUUGGUUCAGAUGCUAAUGAAUCAUCACAACUAAAAAAACCAUGGAAGACAGAAAUGCAAAAUUUGUAUUAAAUUUAAACAAGUACAGAAACGUUAAGAAGUGGAUGCUAAAGACAGAAAUAAAAAUCAACCCGGUAUCAUGUUACGCAAGUAACGUGUGAAGUUAUUAUGAACCACCCGUUCUGGACACUUCAAAUGAACUGUAGGUGUGGGCCAGUGUGGGUUACAUUUGUGAGAAGUACAAUGUAAUUAGGUAAUACGUUCGUUUCACUUUAUACGAUUCUCAAUAUCCGUCAGUUGUCGUUGAUGAUAUUUCGAGCAAAUUGAAACUGGUGAUGUAUUUUUUUAAACAUAAAUAACUGUUUACAUUGCACUUCUCCUACAUGUAAGCCAAACAUACUCGUGCCUUCUAGCAACAUAGCUAUUUCAGUUUUGAGGUAUAACACAUGAUCAACAGUGGCAGUUAAUGAAGCAUUCACUGCAGUCAUUUAAAAUUAUCACUUGAUAUAUAUUACUCCUAUGACACAAUACAGAGUAUCUUUUUAUAUUUCUCUACAGUUAGCACUUUUUAAAUUUUUAUAUAGUUUGUAUUUAAUAGUAAUCUUUCAUUUUUAUCUUUUCUAGAUUUUUAGUUAUGAUGAUAAAUCAUUCAUCAAAACCAGUUAACUGUAAUACAUCUACAAAAUGUGAUGAUCACAUUUGUGAAUAAAAUAGCAUAUUUCAAAUAGCUCGCAUGCUCCAGUGUGGCAAUGCCAGAUUUCAUUAUUUUUGUCUUACCGAUUGACUUAUGAAGUCUUACCCUAUUCUUCAUACGUAUACCAACACUGUGCUCACAUUUGCUCAUCCUCUCUGACAAAAUUCAAUCAGACUUAAGGUCUCUCAUCAAGGUCAAUAAUUUUAACACCAUAUAUACUGUGAUGGUCAUAUUCACCAAUCACAAAUUCAUUUUGUGUCUACAUUUUAAGUAUGUCAUUAACAUAUCUCUCUGUCUCUGUCUCUGAAACAGCCACUGAAGGUUACUCCUGUAAAGUAUACCAACAGCAAAGUACGGUGAGCACCUUUAUCGAGUGACAGAUUAUGGUUUCUAACAAAUGAAAUUCUCUUAUCCAUCCUUUCAGAUAUCCCACAUAUGUAAUCUUCAUGCACCACAUACCUCCAGCACAACUUGGUGACUGUCUUGAUUUUUGUCAGUGUUAAUUGAGCCCUGAAAUUUCAGCCGCAACUUAGAAACACUGCUGUGGCUGAGCUGACAGUGCAUCUGAUGGUACACUGAUGACCCAGGUUCGAUCUUUGGUGUCACUGGGAAAUUUCCCUCAGUGGGACUACUGGAAAUGGGUCUUCUCUGCAAUGUGGAGACAAUCCAGAAGCUACUCGAAAGAGUAGUAAUUUCCAUCGCCACCAUUUUUUAUUUUAUUUUAUUUUUUUCAGCUUCAUCUCUGUGUAGCACUUGCAACAGACAUCCUCAGUUAAUUACUGGACAUAAUUCCAAUCUCUAGUCUUCCUCUACCGAAUAACCCUCUACAGCUCCCUCUAGUACGAUGGCAGUUAUUCCCUGAUGUCUUGUCAAAUGUCCUACCGUGCUUUCUCUCCUUCUUCUCAGUGUUUUCAAUGUAUUCCUUUCCUUGUCGAUUUUGCGGAGAACCACCUCAUUCCUUACCUUAGCGAUCUUAAUGUCAUCUUUAGUCCAGCAAACUUGAGUAGGUAUCCAGAGUUUUUGGGCUUCUAACUGUUUUUCCAAUUCCUAAUGAUGAUACUUGGGAUGAGGUUGAAGAGGAGUAUUGACAGUCCACCUCACUGGUGAAUACCGGUUUUAAUAUUGCAACAAAUACUUAUAUUUAUAUCAUAAAUUUUACUCUUGAUUUUGUGUCUGAGUGUUUGCUUGAAGAGGCUUAUCGUCUUUGGGUCUAGUCCCUGCCCCUGUAGAACAUCAAAAUGACAGUCGGUCAACCAAGUUAUAUUGCUUUUCCAGUCCACCUGAUUUUCAACUAGCUGUAGCACCACAUCUUAAAUGUCCAAUUCUCUUCUUUUCCGGUUUUCUCACCGUGUUUCACUACCGUACAAUUCUAUGCUCUAAACGUACAUUCUCAGAAAUUUCUUCCCCAAAUUAAGGCCUAUGUUUGAUAUUAAUAGACUGCUCGUGGCCAGUUAUGGCCUUUUUUUCCAGUGCUAGACUGCUUUUUAUGUCCUCCUUGCUCCAUCUGUUGUGGGUUGCAGAAUUCCAUAACUUCAGGUACUUCUCAUUACUUUCGUCUUUCUUCGAUUUACUCUCGGUACAUAUUCUGUAGUCAUUAGUGUUCAUUCCAUUUAGCAGAUCCUGUAAUUCUUCUUCACUUUCAUUGAGGAUAGCAAUACCAUUAACAAAUCUUACCAUUGAUGACGUUUCACCUCAAAUUUGAAUUCCACUCUUGAACCUUUAUUUCCUUCAUUGCCUCUUCAAUGUAUAGAUAGAACUGCAGACGUGGAAGACUAUGUCCCUUUGUAACACCAACAUUAAUGCUCAGGGAAAAUGUGUGCUGACCACAGCCCUAUUUUCCCCGACACUUAUAUAAGGCUUUGAGCAGCAGUUGACCAGCUUAACACAGCUGUCUUGGUCCAAUUGCAGAUUUAGUUUCAACAAAAGCUUAAUAUUACAGAUUGUCUUCCACAGAGUUGUGAACAGUGCACUAAACUCAUUCCCUUUGUGAAUUCUUACAUGUUUUCACUGAUAAUGUAUUACUUCAGGUAACUUAAUUCUGCAGAUAAUUUACGCUUUUAUCUUACACAUCACUUUUACAGAGAUCAUCAAUACAAUACAAAUUAAGCCUAAUUUCUCCUAAGCAGGAUGCAAACAGGUUGUAAUAUUCCUGAUCAGGUAGUCAUUGUUCUUGUAAGAAAGAAUAAAUUUUGCAUUUAAAACUGAAUGGAAGAAAACACUAGACAUCAGCUUUGGAUGUUUCCCCAGUAACAACAUUAGGCUCUUCAUCUCUAUUACAUAUUCUGCAAAGAUGGAAUAACUGAUUGUUUUGUGGGAAUAGUUUACUUAGAUACAUAUACAGCAAUCAGGCCAUGCAGACCACGUGCUCCUUUCUGUUUGUGCUUGGUUCCUCCAGGUGUUCUUAGUCUGCAGGACUCCCAGCAUUGUCUUGUUGUUCCUCUGGGGAGCCUGGUGUUUGGUUUCCCCUCACGUGCCUAUAUCACCUUUCUUCUGGUGUACGGGUUACAUGGCCCACUAACUGCAUUCUUUUGCUCUUCAGCUUCUGUAGAAUUUUUGGUUGCUGCAUCAAAGGAAGAGUUCUUCAGUCCUCCUCCCAUCAUCCUCCAUUCUCCUUUUCUAAGAUAGGUUCCAAUAUCUUGCUCAUUACUUUUCAAUAAUUUUGAUUCCACCAAUAAUUCUUCUAUUGGAGCCUAAGUCUCUUUCAUUUCAGUUUCAUAACUGAUUGCUUACUUCAGUGGGUCCAUUCCCUUGGGGUAGAGCCAUUGGUUUUCAGUUGCUGCUUUAUGUAGUGACUAGUAUACUGUGGUUACUUGAACAAGAUUUUGUAUUGUCUCUGAUAGCUUCUGAUGCCACUGUAGUAGACACAAUCAUUUCCACAAAUUCCCAUUUCUGCUGGUAAUAAGACAGCUGUAAUGAAAGUGCUGCUUCUAAAGUGUUAAUUCCGAUCUCAGAAGUUGUUUUUUCUUUCUCCACUUCCAUAUAUCCAAUCAUGAAAACAGCUGUUAGAAACAGUAGUACAGUCUGUAUUACCAAUGAACUAUUAUUAAACUGCUAUAUAUAUAUAUAUUUUGCCCCAACUGGUUUCCAGUGACAAUGCAGUUUUAUCUUGAGACCAAAAUAGCAACAUUUGAAAGUAAAAGAAGAAAAAAAGUGGAAGCACGAGUUGAGGAUCGCUCAUUUCUUUGCUUUCAAGCUCUUGUCUGUGCUUGUGCUGACCGGUAGUUCUCUCUCAAAGCUAGUAUUUUUGUUUAGAGAGCUGGUGAGUUUCAACUAAAGUUAAUUUUUUUCAUAAUACAGAAAAUUUUGAGUGCAUAAUUACUCUACAUUUUGUUCGUGAUUUUGUCUCCCCUUAAAGCAAAAACACUCUUCUAGAGUUGUUUUGAGUAAUGGGUCAAGUACAUAAUUGGUAAUCACUGUAUUUACAAGAAACAGUUUCCCUUUCUUGACAAAAGGGAAUAUUAUGAUUGUAGGAAAUGGGAGUUUUAUUAAGUGUAUCCAUCACGAAUGAGCUCUUGAAACAGUGAAUUGUAUUAUGAAUAAAACAGCCUGAGAAAUUUUAAUUAUUCUUUGCACUUAACUUUAUGCUAGUUUGAUUCACAAAAUGCUACUCUCAGUGAGAACUACCAAACGUACCUUAGCUUUAACUUUCCUCUGUUAAUAUUGUUCAUUGUUUGUGUAAUGCUAUUUUCAAUAGCAAACAAAAUUAUGUUUGAAGCCACACAUCCAAAUUCUACAUAAGCUCAAAAGCUGUAAUUCUUCUCAUUUAUUUAGUGACUGAAAAUAUUGUGUGUUGGCUGCUGGCACUUCUUUCUGCUAGGAGCAUACUCCAUUUUUAAGAAUAAUUUCAGUAGAUGGCACUUUUUUCCUGAGAUUGACUUAAUGUUUACUGCUAUCUGUAUUCAUUUACUGGCAUCCUGUAACCUUUUGUGCCAACAGCACAGCUGGCCAGUUUGUAAGAAAUAGUUCAGGUGGAUCAUUUGUCAGAGUUCCAUAACUGAAGUUAGUCUUGUGCGAAGAGAAAUGAGAAAGUGUGAUGGAAUAUUUGAUAGUGUUUGUUGUUAGAAUGCUUUUGUUUUCUGUGCUUGCAGAUGCUGCUGCACAAGUAUUUACACAUCAAAGUAAAAUACUGCAGGUAUAGCACACACAGUAAGAGGAAAUAAUGUCUUUUCAACUUAAGUUACCACUGAUUGCACAUUGUUAUGGACAUUUCAUUUAAAGCACAAACAGGAAGGCAAUUCUAGUGAGCAAAUCAUUUCAGUUAUUUUACCACUUCACAAUCCAUGGCUACACGCACUCACACAAAGUCUUUGGUCAAAAAUUCCAGGCAUUCCUUACUGUAUGUCAGUGCAAACUAUUUUAGAAGUACCUGAGAGUUUCGUGGACAGAUUGCCAGAAGGUAUUGUGAAUGGUGAUUUCCUUAUUUCAUAACAUAUAUAAUCUAAAUCAUUUGAUUUAGGUACAGGAGACACAUCAAAAUUGCAGUAAAAUUUUACUACAGACAUAAAGCAUGCAAUGCUAAAAAAUAGCAUAAUAAUAAUAAGUUCAAACUAUCAUUUCAUCCUCUAUGAAUUCUUCUGUUAAAUAAUAGCAUUUCCCCCACAGAAUCUGCUGUAGCUUUGGUUUUAAAAUUUUCUAGCUUCAUAUUAAAUGUGCUUUUGUCCAUCAACUUGUUAUAUAUUGUUUCUAUAUUUAUUUAUUGUCCUCUGAAUCAAUACUGUACACGACAUGCACAUGGUGAUGCACAAACAUACAUUUGAUGUUGGACAUUAUGAUAAUUUGCUGGCAUGAAGUAAUAUGCCAAAAGUUUGCACAAACAUGAGUUUACAUACAUAUUUUCUGAGAAGUUAUGAACACGCAUAUUACAUACUCAGUUAAACAUUUGUAUUUUAGUGCUGCAUUUCUCUCACACACAUACACAACAGUACCUGGUUGGAUAUUCUUUUUGCACUUAAUUUACUUUGUAGCAGAUAAUAUAGAUGCAAGAUUUUUGCACAUACUUGCAUUAAUGUUUUACUCUUUACAGAAUUCUUUGCAGCAAUUUGUUUCAUGUUUCUUGCCACCCAUGUGGAGCAGAAAUUCACUUGCACUGUAGAAAUAAUGAUGAAGUAGGAAUAAUUUUAUUUUUUUUAUUAAAUACAGUCAGUGGCUUACUGUUUCUUAUUUCUGAUGGCAGGCUGUUGUAUAUUUUAAUGCCUUUGUUGAACGGAGAGUUUUUAAAGGCAGGGGUGCACAUUUCUUUAACAUGGAGUUUCAUUUUCUGCCCAGUACCAUAGUCAUGGACAUUUACAUUUUUAUUAAAUUUUGUAAUAUUACUUUUUUUACAAAUUUGCAUAGUUCUAGUAUAUACAGGCUGCCAAGGGGUAGGAUGAACAACUUUUGGAAGAGACAUCUGCAGCUAUCUGUCGGUUUAUUCACUAUUCUUAUAGCUCUCUUCUGGGUAAGGAGAAUGUUUGGGCUAUGUGUAGAGUCUCCCCAGAAUAUAAUACCAUACUGCAUUACACUGUGGAAUUGUGCAUAGUAGGCUGUGUGCACAGUUUUUGGUCUUAUGCAGUAUGCGAGGAUUUGUAGGGCAUAGCACACUUUGUCUGGCUUGCUAUUAGUUUGUUUGAUGUGUGUUUGCCAUUUUGUAUUAUCCUGGAUCCAUAGGCCUAGAAAUCUUGUUUCUGUAUUUGGGAACUGUGUAAUUUCAUAUCAGGCAUAAUUUCAUUUGCUCUUAGGUGGAAGUUUAGGCAAGUGGUUUUCUUUGUGUUCACUAUGAGCUUGUUUUUCUCAAACCAAUCACCAAGUUCGUCUGUAUUUCCGUUUAUGGCCUCUUGGAGUUCAUGUUCAGUUUUGCUUGUUAUGAGGAUACUGCGAAGAGUGUACUGGUGCUAGCAUUUGAUGUUUGACUGUAGGUCGUUUAUGUACACAAGGAAGAGUGCUGGUCCAAGUAUUGAGCCUUGGUGCACACCUUGUGUAAUGUUGCAAUAGUCAGUGUAGUAUGUUUAGAUAUGUCCUUGAUUGUUAUAGUUUGACACUUUUUGUUUCCUAUUUGUCAGGUAUGAGAUGAACCAGUUUAUUGGGGUGCCUCUGAUGCCAUAUGACUCAACUUUGUUGAGAAGAAUCUUGUGGUCUAUGACAUCAAAUGCCUUGGACAAAUCUAGGAAGAUCCCAACUGUUUUUUUGCUUUUUGUCUAGAACAUCUAGGGUGGAGGGUAAUUACUCAUAUAUGGUAGUUGCCGUGGAUUUGUUUUUCUGAAACUGUGCUGGAUAUCAAGUAGUAUCUGGUUCUUAUCAAGAAAAUUUAUUAGUCUUUGGUGAACUAAUCUCUCCAAAAGUCUACCAAACACAGGUAAUAGCGAUAUGGGUCUGUAGUUUUCUGCGUUGAGUUUUUCACCUCAAAGGUUGGGACGACUUUAGCCACUUUCGUGCAGAUUGGAAAUGUACCUGCCAGCAACGGUUAAUUGUACACAUUUGGGAGUGGGAGAGCUAUUUUGUUUAUGCAGUUUUUGAUGAUGAGAUCUGGGAUUUAUUCUUGAGGUACUUUGCACUUAGCACAAUUUCUUCAGCAGUAGUUUCCCAGAAGAAUAUAGAUUCUACAGGAGUUAUUUUGUUUUGUCUGUUGGGUGUGGGUUUGUUGAUGCUUUAUAACAGAUUUUUAACAAUAUUUGCAUAGUAAUUGUUGAAAAUAUUUGCAUUUCUUGUGGAUUAGUAACUCUGGUGUUGGUGUGGAUCAGAAUAGUGUUUUCGUAUUUACGUAGCUGUUGAUUUGUUUCAUUCCUUAUGAUGUUCCACACUGCCUUGGUUUUGUUUCAGGAUGUUGCCACAUAGUUGUCAUUUGCUAUUCAGUUUGCUAGUGCUAUGACUUUUUUUAAGGAUGUUGACAUAUUGCUUGAUAUCUUUCUUGAGAUGGGGUGGGGAUGGCAUUGUUAUUUUUUAGAUACAGAUCUCUCUUCCUUCUGCAGGAAAUCUUUACACCAGUUGUUAUCCAUGGCUUCUUAUUGGGUUCUUUUGCUGUGGUGUGUUUAUGUUUAAGAGGAAAGACAAUAUUGAAGUGAUGUAGAAAUGUGUUUAGGAAUGAUUCCAUUUUGUUGUCUGUAUCGCCUGCUUCAUAUACUUUGUUCCGUGUUUCUGCUGCUAAGGAAUCAUUGAAGAUUUUCAGGUUUUCAUGGCUGUUAUUUUUUACUUUAGUUGUGAUCCCCAUCUGUGCAUAGCAUAACAUUAUUUUUGUUUCUCACGUUACAUGUGUGGUUUGUGUCUGCUUUGUGUGAAGAUAAUAAUUUGAUAAAUGUAUAUGGAGAGAACAGUUAGGAUUUGUAGUGUCCAAAAUAAUUUGUGCAAGACUGUAUGCUGUGCAGUACACAUGAUCUGACAAUUUUCUUUUGCAGUUUCAGUAUUUGAGAUACACUAUUUGAACUUGCGCAGAAAAAUUAUACCAUGGGUAAUAGCAGAUUCAGAAUAACUAUGAUAAGCAAUUUUUAGUGUACUCGAAUCAGUAAAAUUUGCUAGUAUUUUUUGUUACAAAUGCAAAAUUGCAUAGUUUAUUUGAUAGGAAGUCAAUACGUAUAUUCUAUCUUAAAUUUUUGUCCACAUUUAGUUCUAGGUAUUUGACUGAGUUAUGUUGUCUUUUAAGUUCCACAUAUUUUAAAUGUUUGGAUUUACCAUAUAAAGUUGUGGAAUAUUCAGUUUCAACCCACUUAACUAGAAUCAGUUUGCUUAUGAUGGAGCUCGGAAUUUUUUCUACUGUGUCAUUUUCAAUUAAAACAGAAUGAGACACACCUUGUGAUACUCUAUUCCAUUUAUGUUUUUAAAUGUCUGAGAUUCCAUUUUUCUUCAGUUCUUUGACUACUAAGUAAUUUUCAAAAUUUAGGAGAAUAAUAUAAUUUCAACCCAGUUAGACACCCAUAAAUGUAUUAAUUACUUUUGCUUUUGUAAUAACAUUAGUCUUACUGAACAGUGAUUUACUUGUGGCGUUCAACUGUGUGUGUGUGUGAGGGGGGGGAGAGAGAGAGAGAGA